AUGAGCGGUACAUCAACUACUUUGCCUCGAGACGCCGAGCGCCGAGCGGCACGUCUGCGUGCACUGACAAGGUUGAGCCCGGUCGCGUUCGCGUAUUUCCUCCGGCACGAGUCAACCUGCUACGCACACCCCAUCCGCGACUUCGUCGUGUUCUACAUUGCCGGAGUCGACGGAUGGAAGGUUAGCCAUGAUAGUGUGCUCAACUGCGCGGGCAUCACUGAGGUCCCGGAAAAGGAGCGCGACGACGCCCUUUCUCAGCUCCUCGAUGAGCUGCAGGCUAUAAACAGCGGCGGGUGUCGUACUCACGAAGAGGACGGGCAACGUCAAGGAUGGAGACGGAUGGGGGAAGCAAUUACGGAGUUGCGUCUAUUGCUCGACACUGGAAUCGACACAUCCGACCAACACUUUCAUAGCCUGUUCAAGGUAUACGGCCCUGAAGCCGAAGAUAGGGCCAAGGAGCUGCGCGCAAGAUGGAAAUCGGGAUGGGAACUGAAGGCUAUCAUUGGGGCGGCCGCCUUCUGUCGCUUCGCAGUGGGCGCUCGGGUUGGCUGGGUUAAUGUUCGUUCCAGUAAGCAAAUGGCGAAGGACAUCGUCACGCAAGAGCCAGCGUGCCCGCGAGUCAGUAAUCCAAAUCAGCAGGCGACUUUGCAACAGCAUUGGCUCGACCAGCCUUUCAGCACCAAGCGUCUUCUGCAAGGGCAUGGCCUCCUCUCCUUCAGCCUCCAAGGGCUCGGAACGUGGAACGAGGCCCUGGUACAGAGGGACAGCGAUGCGGAAGCAGCAGAGCAGGCGUUUGUGUCGGCCAUCGGCCAGUUAGGGGUACGGAAAGAAGAUGCGGUGAGCGCAAUGCGAGUUACAACGUAUAAAUGGACGAAGCAUCAAGCUCAGGAUGACACCCUGGGCAUUAGGAUAAUGGAGCUCACCAGUCGCUCCUUAGGCCUGGCAGGAUUCGUUUGGGAUGAAAUCAGUUUCUUCUUUGACCCCAAGAAUACCGGCCACCCCAAGUCAAAUGCCAUCUCUCCGUCAGAGGAGAAAGUACUGCAUCAGAUUCGAGCUAGUCAACAGAGUCAAAUGUUCAACCCCAACGAGAUAUCCAAGAAGCUCCCGGACCGCCCUGUUGUAUGGGCAAUAAAACAACUGCAGCACAUCUCACACGAUACGGCCGUCACCUAUGUCAACCAGCUGCAAAGCUCCAACCCUCCGGUUCUGGGCGGUGGGUCUAUCGCGGCAGCGUCGGGCUCCGGCCAGAAUUCUAGUCCGGCAGGAAACAUCCCCAGUCGCUCGACGAGCGUUGCCGGGACGAGCAACAGGGCCCAACACACUACAGGCUCCAGCCGCCAGCAGCCCGGUAUGGUGAGCGCGAGCAGCAGCGCUCGGCCAAGGCCAGGCGCCAUCAAUCUGACGAGCGGUGUCUUGGCGCCAGAAAUCACUGAGGUUAGUAGUGACCCUGUCUCGGAGGACGACAUCGUUCUGCUUGGCAGCGGCCACGCGGACAUCGUGAUGUUGGAUUGCAGUGAGGAUGAUGGCUCUCUGAUGGACGCCUCGGGUCAUCGCACGGAAGCGGGGAGCCAAGGGGGCGCCGGCGGGGCGUCAUGGAAGGAUAAAGGGAAAGGCAAGGAGAGGGAGACCCGCUGA
Trichosporon asahii var. asahii CBS 2479 is the source of this 1635-nucleotide messenger RNA. RefSeq lists its product as uncharacterized. Lineage: Eukaryota; Fungi; Basidiomycota; Tremellomycetes; Trichosporonales; Trichosporonaceae. Bases 1 to 1635 code for a protein of 544 amino acids. The transcript is spliced from 9 exons. The record is from RefSeq and is a predicted model, not a curated record.